Molecule: messenger RNA, 195 nt
Organism: Brugia malayi
Lineage: Eukaryota; Metazoa; Nematoda; Chromadorea; Rhabditida; Onchocercidae
Gene: Bm714
Exons: 2
Coding region: 1-195 (64 amino acids)
Source: RefSeq, a predicted model, not a curated record
AUGUUGAAGAAAUCUAAAAAACAUUGGCCAAAAAGUCGGAUGGAGCAUCAUAAAUAUAAGGGAAGAACCGAAUUCAUGAGAUCAGCAGCCUCACCUUUCUCUCAGACGUCUGGAGGAAAUAAUUGUUAUUUGAAUGGUUUUCACAUUCACGGGAUCGGAGAAGAUACACGAACUUCUAUGAUUUUCGAGAUAUGA